Molecule: messenger RNA, 1715 nt
Organism: Scophthalmus maximus (turbot)
Lineage: Eukaryota; Metazoa; Chordata; Actinopteri; Pleuronectiformes; Scophthalmidae
Gene: mbpa
Product: myelin basic protein a
Exons: 7
Coding region: 133-708 (191 amino acids)
Molecular function (GO): structural constituent of myelin sheath
Source: RefSeq, a predicted model, not a curated record
CCCCGAGCGUCAGAAGGGCUGCAAGCCACACAGAGGGAUCAGCAGAGCUUUGGAGCCGUGGGCCGAGGACUGGCAGGACCACUGAGUAAAUAGACAAAGGUCAACCCCACCCCAACCUCAGCACCAGAUAGCAUGGCAACGGCGAGCACCUCGGGGCAGAGCACCUUCGGGCUCGGGAGGAAAAAGAAGAACCCAGGACUCAUGGAUCAGAUUAGCAAAUUCUUCGGAGGGGAGAAAAAGAAGAGGAGCAAGGGGUCGUUCCGGGGUCACUCGGCCUCCUCGCCCCAGCAAUCCUCUGCUCGCCGCCGGACCAACGAAAAUGCGGUGGUGCAUUUCUUCAGAAGCAUUGUUUCCUCUCCUCGUCCGAAAUCCAGGUGGAGAGAUGUCUUGGGCUUGAGCGACUCGCUGCUCCUGGAUGACUUUGAAACUGCUCGACUUUUUAUGAACCACAACCGGCCUCGUCGCCGCGUGCCGAGAGCACAAAGUCGCCGGUCAGGAGACGCAGGGACCAGAGCACACUGUCCAGACUCUUCAACCUGGGAGAAACCAAGUCCCGUCCACCCCCUAAACGCUGGAGCACCAUCUUCUGAGCUCUCCGCCGAGGACCAAACCAACGCGGACCCGGCGGCCGCGGGACGAGACGACGGAGGGGACGCGGCGGAUCGGCGCGCGGCGGACUCGCAACCUCCACACAUGUUAACUCACUAACACGAGCCUCGUGCGUUUUUUUUCCACACAACAUUGAUACACAGUUUGUAAAAUCCACUCUCCGGGGACGUCGGCGGUCACCAGUUUCAUUUUGAAUCCCACUCCUGAGGGCAUCUCGUCUUGGUCAUUAUUUCGCUGUUUUUAUCAUAUUUUAGACGUAGAGUAAAAAUCGUUGUCUUGGUCUGAUGGUGCUUUAGUGUCUGCCGUCUGAGGUGUGUUAGUUUCUCUAUCUGUCCUCCGUCGUCUGCAUUUUGUGCCCGAGUGGACGCUUUUAUGUAUCUCGCUUCUUUCCCUCGGAACCCCCCCCCCCCCCAGAAGCCACGUUUCUGUCUCGAUGGAGAGUGGUCCUGUGCUUGUGCUCGAGGGAAACGCACGGCGGCGAGAAAUGCAUUUGAAAAAAUACAAGGACGAGGAGCAUAGGCUCUAAUAUUGGUUUCAUGUAACAGCUUUUUGUUUUUUCCUCACGACUCAGUGUAAUUAAUAAAAAUAAAAAGUGUACAGUAUAUGAUGCUGUCCAAGUCGAAUGAAAAGAAUGAAAGGCCCUUUUUUAAAAUGCACUGCUACGUAACACACUGUACAUACAACUGGUCUGCCGUCUUUCUCGUUUAUCGUGAGUUAUCUGUUUUUUCCAUCUUAAAUUAAGUUUGAAGUUUUGAUGUAGUUUUUGUGUGUUUUUGUUUUUUUGAAAGGUGACAGAAAUGAAAGGUUUUGUUUCAGUCGAUGGUCAGAUUGUAAGUGGCUCAGUGGAUUUAAGGCGGAAGCGGCCGGAGGAGCAAGAGGAGUUUCGGACACGGUGUUCUGAGGGGCGUGAUGGUCAUUAUUUCCCAUUUUGUUCACAAAGAAAUCAUUGCGUCGCCUCUCUCGUUUUGUACACGAUCUGUUUUGUAAGUUUCACUCUAACUGUGUCGUUUUGCUGCACAUGUGAUGGUGCUACAGGAAUGUUGGAGUGUUGUGUUUCCUCUUUGUGUCGAACCUAACUACAAAUAAACACAUUUUGUCGUCUCAAA